This is a messenger RNA of Seminavis robusta, 249 nucleotides long. Lineage: Eukaryota; Bacillariophyta; Bacillariophyceae; Naviculales; Naviculaceae. The record is from the annotation of a GenBank genome assembly.
AUGGAAGCACUGGCACCGUUUCAUGGGACGCAAAAGACGUCCUUGCCGGAACCUUCAACGUUGCGAAGGAUGGCGUCUUUUAUGGAAGAUACUGGGGUUGUUUGCCAGGUCAUGAUAUCAAAAAUUUGCGCUUUGAAACCUGCUAUUGGAGGGCUAUCGAAUACUGCAUUCAGAAUUGUCUACUUCGCAUGGAGCCUGGAGCGGGUGGGGGUUAUUACAAAUGGGCACGAGGGUUCGACCCACAAGUGA